AAAAAAUAAUGUUCGGUUCGUUCGUAUAAAUAAACAGUAUUUUGUAUAAUCAUGCUCAUCAUGGUUCAUGACAAAGUAGAUGUUGAUCUUUAUCAGUUUCCACUGGAGCGUAAUUAUUUUAUCGUUUUGUCUUUUCAUUGCAUUUAUUGAAGAGAACAUAGAACGGAAAUAAUUCAUUUUUCAUUGAUUGCUAAGAAAAUAUCGCUAGGACCCUGCAAAACCGAUUGACUGACAAACGAUUCAUGAAGGGAUUUUACUGUGCGGUUCAAUAACGGUUUACAUUGUUUUAUUUUUCUCUAAUAUUCGUAGAUAAAUAAACCAAUAAUUAUGGAGUCACCCGGUAAGUUACAUGAAUAUAUUAUAUUAAACUAUAAAGCAAAGAGAUUAAUAACUUUACUGUUCAUUUAAAGCAGUUAACAAAAUUUUAUAUUUGCGUAUUUAUUUGAUAUAUUUUAGAGAAAAUAAACGGUCACAGUAAAGAAGUCGAUGACGAAACAAAAAAAGAAGUUAUAAAUGAUGGUGAAAUAAAAGAAUCUGCCGUUUGUGAAAAGAAAGAGGCAGACUGUGAAAUAGAAGAGGCAGCUUCUGAAUUAAACGUGGCCGACUGUGAUAUAAAAGAAGCUGAGGUUCCAAUCAAGGAUGAAGAUGGCGAUGCUGUCAACGAUUUUUCGUCUGUUGAAUUUACCAUAAUACACAAUAAAGAUAAAUAUACAGUAUCAAUGCCGCUAUCAUCUACGAUCGGGCAACUCAAAAAUAAACUGGUUGAUAUGAUUGGCGUGUCCAGCCAGAUGCAAAAAAUCAUGAUCAAGGGUCUAGCGAAAGACGACCAAACACUAGAAUCGUUGAACGUAAAUUCCUCAUCCAAGAUCAUGGUGGUAGGUGCCAAGUUACAAGACAUAGUAGCUGCAUCUAUAGCAAAUGUUGACGAGGUUUGAGAAAUAAUUAAUUUUAACUAUCAUCAUUAUUAAAAUGUCUAAUGGUAUUUCAAUUUUAUCUUUAGGAUUCAAGCUCAAGCAAAUCAGGUUCCGCUAAAGAGCCGUUAUGCAAGAAGAAAUUGCAUAUGAAAGUGUUGGAGCGAGGUGUACCGGAAGAUGCAAUGAUUGGAAUUUUAAAUAUUAAGGUUUGUUAAGUUAAUAAUAUAAUAUGUUUUAAUGAUAAGGUUAUCCAGUUAACAAUAUAUUAUUUAAAUUUUUUGAAAAAUGAAUUGUUUAUGUCAAACAAUAUAGUAUUAUUAUAACUUAGAAAUUAUUUUUUUUACAAGUAUGACAUGUUUUAUUUUUAAACUGUUAGAUUUGGAAUAUAGUAUGGGAUCUAUUAAUUUGACUAGGUUUUUUUUUUCUGUCUGUAAACCACUUUUUGACUAGAAAACUUGUUUCACUCGAAAAAUAGCUAGAAAACUUUUUGUUGAUUUUUAGUUGGUGCAUUAGAGAGGUUAUCUUUUAAUUUUCGAGGUGUUUUCAAAAUUGGGGAAACCAAAAAAAUAGAAUAAUGAAUAUUUAUGGUGUUACCAAUUUUAUUAUUUUCAAUUUUGUUUUUUGAUUGUAUUUCAUUUCAAAAUAUUUUUAGAAAUUUUAAAUUUUGAUGCAAAAUGUAUAUUUGCCUUUUCUAGAUUUGGUAAAAAUUUUAAAUCAUUUUUGAAAUUUUUGAGCUAUCUAUAUAUGAUUAUGAUUUGAGAGUUUAUUUAGUAGGUACUAAGUGAAUAUAAUUGUUAGACCAAACAUAAAUGCUUAAAAAUUUAAUAGGAUGUUCAUCACAAGUUGUAAAAAAAAUUAUUGUUGUGUAGUAAUUUUUCUUUAAUGGUUUUAAGAUCAAAUUUUGAUAAAAAUCGUAAAUACUCUGGCCUUUCAAAUCAUUUAUAAACAAAAUCCACUCAAGAUUGUUUUUUGUUAGAAACAGUUAAUCGUUUAAGGAUAUAAAUUAACUAACUUUAUAUAUUAUACCUUCUUAACUUUUCACAUACAACAGUGGUACACUCAUUAACAGUAUCAGCUCUUUUUUAUUUUUAUAGUUUUAAAAAGUUUGAUAUUUUAUAUCAAUUUUUAUUGUAAAAUAUUCUUACCUAUUUUGUAGAAAAUUGUACCAUCUAUCAAAUUUAUAUGGCAUUCUAUAUUCUAAUAAAGUAUAUAUGCAUAAUAUACUAAUAUAUUCUGCAUGCAUUUUUGUCUUAUAAUAAUAUUAUUAUUUUGUAUUGCAGGAUCCAUUACCACCAUACCCGUUAAGUGGAAUGCUCAAUAAAUACGGGGGAAAAGUAAGACUGACAUUUAAAUUAGAAAUGGAUCAACUUUGGAUAGGCACCAAAGAAAGAACGCAGAAAAUAGCAAUGAGUACCAUUAGACACGUGUUAAGUGAACCAAUUGAAGGCCACGCUGAGUAUCAUAUACUGGUAAUAAAAAUAAUAACAAUAUAAAUAUUUUAUAUUCUAGUAAAUUAUUAUUUGAUAUGUCAAAAACUGUUCUAAAAUGACUAAUUUCUGAAUUAUUUAGAAAAAAAACUACAUUUUUUUUGAGUUAAAAAGAUUUAGAGUGCAUUGGCAAAUUGUACAUCCUUUUAAGACUAUUAAGUAUUAUUAAUUAUUAUAAUAGUAGAUGAAAUCAAGGGCAAUAUAUAAUUAUUAUUAUACAAUUUAUAAUUUAUAAACUUAAGUUUGAUAAAUAAAUAAAUGCAUGAAAAAACACAACUAAUAUUGCUUUGCUCAGAAUCGUUGCUUUUAGUUUAUAAAUUAAAUUAUCCUAUAUAUGAUAUACUUUUCAAACUUCCCACCUAUUCUAGUGGCCUUUCCAUGAUCUGAAUUUUGUAAGUACUAAGGCAUUUUACAUUUAAACAAACCAUUGUGUUUGGAAAUUAUAAUUAACUAUUAAAACUUUUUUAGAAAAAACUAGUGAAAUAGUCUAAUAAAAAGAUGUUUUUUAAUAUUUUUAGUUUAGCUCAAAAUAUUCUAAUAUUUUUUUAUUUUAUUUUUUUUAUAGGGUUUCCAGUUAGGCACAACGGAAGCAUCUCGUUACUGGGUAUAUUGGGUACCAGCACAGUAUGUAGACUCUAUAAAAGAGGCUAUAUUCGGUGGUUGAAGGUGUUUUGUUUUAAUUCUAGUCGUUUAUCCUUAAAACACUUAUUAUAAAUUAUAUUACUUCAAAAAAAAAAAAAUCUAAAAUAUAUUGAUGUUAAAAUUUCAUUUUUUUUCUUAACAGCUCAAAACAUUGCUUUUUAUUAUUUUCCUUGUUUUUUUUCUUGUAAAACUAUCAUAUACCAAACUGUAUUUGUAAAAAUAAUUUUGUACUCCACUAUUGUAUUUUACAAAUACAUACUGCCAACACUAAUGGUAGGUACCUAUUCGUAAAAUAAAAAUUAAGUUCCUUGAAAAAAUGUGUAUUUAUAUGUUUACAUAGGUUAAAUAUGUAAUUAGUAAAUUUGAGCGUUUGGUUUUACUUAACAACGAUUUAUUUUGUAUAAGUAAAAUAAAAAAACAAAUAUGUUUUCUGAUUAUUUUUGUUUAUUUAAAAAUUUAUUCAGUGCUCAUUUGUUAAUGAUGAACAAAUUAUUUGAGUUAUAGAAAUAAUUCAAACAGAUGUAGUCAGACGAAAAAUUUGUUAAAUGAUUAAAUUGUAUAAAAGGACAAGACUUGAAUGUGCUUGUAAUACAUUAACAAAAGUUUUGUAGAAAAAAAUAAAACAUUGCAAUAAUAAUAAUAGUUCAAUAAAAUACAUUAAGUACAUUAAGUAAAUUGUUACCAAUUGAUUGAAGAGAGCAAUAAAUAACUUAAUAAUCAAAAUAUUAUUUUUGUAUAGAUAAUAUAGAGUAUGGAAGGAACUAGGACUGAUUUAUUUAAGAAUUAGGAACAUGAGAAUUCAGAAACAAACUGAUCAAUAGGUCAAAUUUUGAACAUCAAGAAUACAUUAAAAUAAUUUAAUGUACAUAAGAAAUUCAGUUGAGUUUGUUGUUUAAGAUUUACAAAUUAAUAGAAAAAAUAUGAAAAUAUAUUGAAACCUUAAAAAUGAAUGAAUAUUAGUGUUAUCAAAAAGAAUCACAGCCUAAAAAAAAAAAAAACAAAUUUAUACAUAAAAAAACAGAGCAUAAUGUAUAGUAAAAAAAAUCACAAAACUCAAGUUUUUAAAAAUAUGUUAUACAAAAAGUGUUACAAGUUAUUAAAAAAAUGUCAGCAAACCAAACACUGAGGAAAAAUAUUAUAUCUAUAUAAAUAAUGUUAUUUUAGUAACUUGUUACACCAUCUCAUUAUAUAAUAUGUAUAUGUAAAAAAAAUAUAUUGUAUCUUUAAAAUGUAUACAAAUUAAUAGUAAUUAUAAUACAAAAUGUAUAGUAAAAAAAUACAAGAUAUGCACACAAUACAUUUUUUUUUAAUUCACACAAAAAUAUAAUUGAUGAUUAUAUUAUAUAAUUAAAAUAACGAUAACGCCAUAUUAAAAAAUAGUCAGUUUAUUAUAUAAUAUAAAUAAUAAUGAAUAUUUUAGAAUAGGCCAACGGACUGUUUAAUUUUUGUACGCUUCCAUUUGGGCAGUUGUAGGAAUUCAUUUUUGCUCAUAUCCAAUAAGCCCUA
Molecule: messenger RNA, 4549 nt
Organism: Cinara cedri
Lineage: Eukaryota; Metazoa; Arthropoda; Insecta; Hemiptera; Aphididae
Source: the annotation of a GenBank genome assembly